AUGGCAAAGGUAGCUGAUGUCAAUGGGAGGCUUCAUCCUGCCAGACUCCUCUUAGACAAUGGCAGUACUUCCAAUUUCAUCACCCAGGAACUCUGUAGAAAGCUCGGUCUGGUAAAACAAAGCUCUAAUUCAACCAUCUCAGGUAUUAACGGUCAAGUUUCUAGUACAUCUGAAAGUUGUCAUCUUACUAUACAAUCUUCUUGUGGUGACUAUCAGGUGCACGACUUUAUAAAAAGUCAGAGCUGUGCAUCUCGAGCUGGUCUC
This is a messenger RNA of Brenthis ino (lesser marbled fritillary), 264 nucleotides long. Lineage: Eukaryota; Metazoa; Arthropoda; Insecta; Lepidoptera; Nymphalidae. The record is from the annotation of a GenBank genome assembly.